Molecule: messenger RNA, 414 nt
Organism: Pisolithus orientalis
Lineage: Eukaryota; Fungi; Basidiomycota; Agaricomycetes; Boletales; Pisolithaceae
Exons: 5
Coding region: 1-414 (137 amino acids)
Source: RefSeq, a predicted model, not a curated record
AUGUAUUAUAAGGCCCUCCACUCCACUUUUGUGCAACAGCUGCUGCUGAGCAGCCAUUUGGUUGCAACCAAAGGAUAUGGUCAACUCCCUGCUCUUGACACUUCAUCUUUGGCAAAGUAUGGUGUUGCUGGUGCUCUUGGACUUUGUGCUGCUGCACUCUCAUGUGGCUUAAACCUCAUUAGAUCUGGAGAUGUCAAGCUAAAGUCCCCCAUCAAUGUUGAAGAUGGUAUUGCCACAGUGGCAAUGAGACCAGAAUUGGGGAGCCCCAAUGAGGAAGUUCACUGGGGUCACCAAAAGAAGAUCUAUUGCUCAGCUUCACUUGCAAUUGGGCAGGAACUUGACCCCAAGCUGUUGAGUGAUGCAGGAUCUGACAAUGAGUAUGCACUUAUCUAUCUCCCCAACUGCUAUUCCUAG